Messenger RNA from Aspergillus uvarum CBS 121591, 611 nucleotides. RefSeq names its product putative quinol monooxygenase. NCBI's taxonomy places the organism in Eukaryota, Fungi, Ascomycota, Eurotiomycetes, Eurotiales, Aspergillaceae. The record is from RefSeq and is a predicted model, not a curated record. The transcript has 3 exons. Bases 168 to 515 code for a protein of 115 amino acids.
AGCCAGCCAGCUUUGCCGAGAUGUCAGAUUUUAGCUUCCUCCGACUGCUAUAAGAACGAGCGUAUUGCUCUGCAGAAAGAACUUGGAAACAUCCAUCCUCCCCUCACUGCUUAAUAUCACACCACAUACUAUUCUACCGGUCGCCUUCCGACCCCCAAGAAUUCAUAAUGACGACCCCCAACCGCGGGAUUUCUCUCCACAUCACCAUCCACAUCGACCCGGAAAACCUGCCUAAGUUCUGGGAAGCUUUCCAAUCAGUGUACGAAAAUGUCAUCGCCGAGCCCGAGUGUACGUUUUUCGAGGUCUAUCAGUCGCCGGAGGAGCCGGGUACUUUAUCCUGGGUUGAGAAUUGGUCACAAACUCCCGAAUGGCUCUUUGGGGUCCAAAUACAGAAGCCCUACUACAAGGAUUACCUAGCCAUCACUGAGCCGAUGUUCAUCAAGCCCCGCGAAGCAAAGAUUCUCAACCGAGUCGGGGCGCCUUAUCUAAUGAUCAAGUCUACGAAUCAUGUUUAGAUAUUUAUGAAAUGGAUGCGUGCCCCGGCAUUUAGGCCAAGGGCUCUAUAUUUUCUGUUGCCUUUUUUGGUUUCGUAUUUCUUCUCGAAGGUGGGU